Molecule: messenger RNA, 3431 nt
Organism: Rhinichthys klamathensis goyatoka
Lineage: Eukaryota; Metazoa; Chordata; Actinopteri; Cypriniformes; Leuciscidae
Gene: cfap92
Product: cilia and flagella associated protein 92 (putative)
Exons: 15
Coding region: 3-3431 (1142 amino acids)
Source: RefSeq, a predicted model, not a curated record
CAAUGGAAUGCAGGGACUCAGCAUCACCUGACAGGAAGAGAAGUGAAGAUUUGUCUUUAAACGCCGAACUCCUCACAGACUGUGGACCUGAUGCUGACGAAAGUGAAGAUGCAUAUUUGAAGAUGCCAGAAUCCAGUUCUGUGGAUGAACAAACCAUAACAACAUUCACAACAGACUCCAGCUAUGUUGUCACCUGUACAGUCAGCAUUGCAUUAGCAGUCUUUAAAGAACAUGAGGAGUAUUUUACAAAUUCUGAGAAAAGAAAAAAAGCGCCAAAGGAAGAGCCAUCCAGUGAGGUAGUGGAGGCCCCCAGAGCUGAGGGCUAUUACUGCAUUGAGUACAACAUGCUGCCUGAUAAACCUGAACCAAUCAGAGCGGAUCUAGUGAUGUUUGGUACAGCGGCUAAACUCUACAUGGCCAAUGAGACUAAGGUGCUGAAGCCUUGGCGAGAAGGAAACCAGGUGUGGGUGAGUUGGUCUCAGAAUCUGAAAGUCAAUGUGACCAGAGAGCUCCUAAUUAAAAUGGCCUCCCAUAAGGUCACAGUUAGAGUAUGGGACAGCAAAGACAAGAUAUCCUUCAAAGCCAGGAAUGACAGACCCAAAGCCUUCAGACUUCCACAGGAGAGGUCUGGAGAGGAUUCAGAUCAAAUGGGUGGCAUCAGGAAGAUGGUUUUUAAGAUGAGAGCUAUCUAUGAGAAGGAAAACCGGAGAACAAGGACAUCUAUGAAAAACAGCAAAGCUCCAGUAUCAGCUGACUAUAGAAAGCGUUUGGAGCUUCGCUCUGCCACAGUUCCUAUUAAAAGUGGCUUAACAAAAGAAAAGUGCCAAAUAGCACCCACUAAGACGACACUCUUCCAGAAACCCACCCAGGACACUGCAGAAAUCAUGGAGGCGAACCAGGAAAAGGCAGCCGCCUCUCUGGAACUCAGUAUCGCCCCUCUUCUUGCAGGGAGUAUGAUGCUCAUUGACUGCCUGGAAUUCUGUUCCGGAGAGGUGAAAGAGGGAUUCUGGAAUAUCACUCUUGAUCAGCCACUUAUAUCAGAGCAGCUAAAGGCUGAACUCAAUCCACUAGUCAUCACGGUUUUAUCUGCUUCUCUGCCAUCAUCUCCCGUUCCUUUCCAUGUACUGAAGGAAAAAUGCCUUCCUGUCUACUGCCAGUACAAGUUCCACAACAAGCCUAUUUACAGAACCAAAGGCCAUGAUCCCAACGCUGAGAUCUACUUUAAGGAUGUGAAUGUGAUUUUUACCGGUGGGAGCCCUGGAAAGCUGUUUGAGUUUCUUAGAGGUCCACCAAUGGAGAUCGAAGUCCAUGAUCGGGAUAGAAAAAAUGAAAAACCGUCCAGCACACCCGCUGUAUUUGGGACUGACCCCAAUGAUGCCAAACUAGCAAGUGUAGAUCUAUGGACUAUUCAUAAUGCCUUAAAGGCAGAUACUGAACACCAUGAUCCAUAUGGAAUAGCAAAACUAGAUCUUUCAGAUCUUCUCAGAGGAUGCAGAUAUUUGAAGCUGACAUUGCCCAUUCGUUGUUCUGCUUCUGAGAAAAAUGAACAGAGAAGUUCUUUUGAGAUUUCCUCAGAUAUCGCAAUGCCAGUGGGUCAUUAUCUCGAAGCUGACGCCCAACUAAAAGUCCAGGUGCAGAUAGCUUACCCCCUCCAUCCUAAAGAUGGCAAUGAAGGAGAUUGUCCUUUUGGUCGCAUCAUUUAUGUCUUUAAGUAUAAUAAUACUCGCAUCUUAGCCAAACUGACAUCCGAAAUUCUACAAAUUAAUGCAGAUGCCUUCCAACUAAAUCAUUAUCCAGAGGAAACUAUUCAAAGGGUCCUAUCUGGUCAUAAGAUAAGUGCCAAAGAAAAAAAGAACAAAAGGCUAAAUGUUCUCACUGGAUUUCAUUUGAUGGAUACGGCUCUACACCUUCUUGUUCUGGAAGGAUUGAAGGAUCAAGCAGUCAAAAGACUGUGGACUACAGUGCCUAUAAAGUUGGAUGGAGAUGAGGAGGAACAGGUGACUGUGCUGUAUAACUCAGGAUUGAGUUUCUCAAACCGACUGUAUGACAUGCUUGACGUGGGUCUGAGUCCGAUUUGCCUUCUGAGGCCACUUGAGACCAUUAUGAUGGAGCCUCUGGUGUUUAUCAGGAAUACGGUUCCUCGUGCCUGUCUUGAAGCCAUGAAACGUAUAAGCCACAUCAGCCAAGCAAAGAAACUUCAAGAAGCAGUGCACCUCAACCUGUUCCCAUCAACCAACAUGGUUCUCAGUUUAAGCAAGGAGUUUGGAUCGGAUCUCAGGAGAAAAGAGCUAUGGAUGGCGACAGAGUCCCAGGAAUCUCAGGAUACACCUGAUCAUCUUAACAUUAGAAUGAGAACUCAAAUACCUCUAGACAACUUCAACACAGAAUAUUUACAAUGGAAACAGAAUGAGGGCAAUAAUGUGAGAGACUUCCUUCAGGCAAAUAUCGAAGAGGUCCAUAGGGCGAGUAGCAACUUGCAAAAGUCAAAGCCUAAUGUUCUUUUGCAUAAUGUAACUGAUGAUCAGAUCAUCCAUCACCACAAUGUUCAAACAAUGAACUCUCCAACUCAGAGUGGAGAACUACUCUACAGAAAACUUUCAAAGGACUCCACUUGCAUUCGCUUCUCUUACCCAGGUUUUAGAAGCAGUUUUGAAUCUAACCAGCACCCAAAGCAUCCAGACGAUGCUCGGAUAGAGGAGCUGAGAAUGUCUUGGAGAGAAAACAUUCUCCAUGGGAAUAAACUGAAACCAACGCUUUCCAGAUCCAGGCUGCCAUGGAUAAAGAGAUAUCAGGAUUUUGAACUUUACUCCAAGCCCCCGUUACAGUUUGGACCAGAGCUCCCCUUGAGCAUCCAUUUGACUGGAGAGGCUCUCCAUGAGGACCAGCUCCAGGCUGCAUAUGCUCAGUACAACAGGUGCCAGAGGAAGAUGUUGCUUGGCGAGAGCUUAACAGGAAGCGGAAGACUUCCCGAGUUCAAAUGUCACAUGAAGAGAGCAGGCCUGGAUAAGCUACAAGACAUACUGAGGGACAAGCCCAUGAAAUAUUCUCUGAAAAGGCCAGGAAUGGCUUUAAAACCCAUUCCCGUUAUUUCUGUGGUCCAGCCUUCUGAAACGACCGGCUCAGCAGAGAAGGAGGCCAAUGUUCCAUUUGCUCCAGGACCCUUUCAGAACCACAGCCUGAGCUGGGACAAAAACGCAAUUCCAAGAUACUCAUCCCAGUACAGCAAAUUCCAUUUCCGAGAUUACUGGAGGCCACAUUCAAUCCUGCACAAGCGAAUUGCUUUACCGUUUAUGGAUGAAGAGCCAAGCAUACACUCCUCCCAGAAACCUGCUGAAGGCCCACAGACGCCAAUGAAAAGUGCCCACUUCAAACACAGCAGAAACAUUAUAGAGAUGAGAACCAACAAAGACAUCACCUUACAUGUGCAUUAA